CAGCGCCCCGCGCCGCACCGUGGCAGCUCAACUUCGGCUAACUUGGAGGGGAUCUGCAGGAGCCUCCAUUCACCCCCACUUCUGGGGUCACUUCCCACUCUAUGAAUCAGCUAAACCCUGGCCAAGCCCUCUCUAAGACCAAGAUGUGAAUUUUCUGGGAGGAUCUUUGCUCUUGUUCCCCCGGAUAUGGGCAAAGUAUCCCACACCCUGGUUGGCUACAGAGCAAGAGAUAUAAUAAAUACAUAAGGUCCAAACCAAGCCACAACAAGGAAAAAGGAAGUUUUUUUUUAGGUAGUGGGACUCUCGUGUGACUUUCUUUACUUCUGCUAUAAUUGCCACGAUAUGAUCCAUUCAAUAAAUGAAGCUAUUAGAAAAUAUAAAACCUCUUUUGGAAAGUAUUUUAACAACAAUGUUAAAACUGAGGCCCAAGGAGGGGAAGGAAUGGACCUCGAGUCGCUGGACCCUACACACGGAACUCUGGGCUUCUGACGACCCACCCGAUCACCACUUGCAUGAGGGCAAGCAAAGCUCGCUGGGCCACUGAUCCCUUCUCCCUACGCAUACAGAAAAACUGAGGUCCUGCAAGCGUCUGGGGCCUAACCUAACCACGCCCCACUGCCAGCUUGGAGGAAGGAACGUCCACCUCUGACCCUACAGCGACGGGAGAUUAGUCAACUGCAAACUCCCAUAUCUCCGAGCCUCAGUUCCGCCGCGGAGAACUAAAGCCAGUGGUCCCUCCCUAAGAUUUACUCACCUUCCGAAGUGGAAGCAGGCAGGAGGCGGACCUUGAACGGAGACCUGGGGUACGUCGACCAAUCCGGAGAGCUCCAUUGCGCUUUGGGCGACCAACAGCUCCGGGCAUUAGGAUUCUGGACCCGCCUCAAAGGUGAGGUUCUCUCGCUUAGAACAUCGCGAGAUCUCACUUAAGUGGAGUAAUUGGUUGAAAGACCGAAAGACUGAACUUGAGAGAUACGCCCACUGUUUCAUUAGUUCCCUGAUUGGUCUUCUAGAAGAGAAGGCGGCCCACGUCCACGAGUUCCCUGGAUGCCCAUUGGUGAACGGUGUUGGACUGCCAGCGCGCUGGCGUCGGCGCGGGCGUUCGAACCGGCGCUUGGCGGCGUUACCAUGGGGGUGCGGCCUGGCGGCAGGCUCAAGCUAGUGAGCUGACAGCACGCCUCGGUCGCCCGCCUUGGGGCUCUUUGCUGUCAGCUUUUUCUCCUGUCUUCAGACAGAGGAGGAAUUUGGAAGCCUCCGAGAGUUUAUAGAAACCCAUUCACAAAAAUGACAUCCUGGUUAUAUGAAUGUCUUUGUGAAGCUGAACUAGCACAGUAUUAUCCUCAUUUUACUGCCCUUGGCCUUCAGAAAAUAGAUGAAUUAGCCAAUGUUACAAUGAAGGACUACUCCAAAUUGGGAGUCCAUGACAUGAACGACCGCAAACGUCUCUUCCAACUUAUCAAAAUCAUUAAGAUUAUGCAGGAAGAAGAUAAAGCAGUCAGUAGCCCAGAGUAUCCUCUACAGACAAGCAGUCUGUGCAUCAAGCCUCAGAAAUCUAGAUCUGGCCCUCGAAGGCAACUGCAUUUUGAUUCUCCUGCUGACAACAAAGACAGAACUACCAGCAGCAAUCAGUUUGAACUGUGCAAUUUAUCACAUUUAUCUGCAAGUGAACAAAAGUCUAGUUACCUAAAAGUACUAGAGCAUUUGCUACCAGAUGAUUCCCAGUACUGUACAAAAACAAGAAUUCUGAAUGCCACAGCUGCUGAUUCCUACCUACAAGAAGAAACUAACACUUCACUCUUUUCAUCAAAUCACUUUUCUCCAAUACAGGGAGAUUGUGAUAGUCCCGUUAUACGAAGAGUCUCUCAUGUUUCAGGGUAUAACUAUGGAAUCCCUCAUUCCUAUAUCAGCCAGAACACCUCAGAGAAAGAGAAUCCUUGGAAUGAGAUGGAGAAAAUCAGAGUUUGUGUUCGAAAACGCCCUCUGGGCAUGAGGGAGGUACGUCGUGGAGAAAUUAAUAUUAUUACUGUAGAAGACAAAGAAACUCUACUUGUUCAUGAGAAGAAAGAAGCAGUUGACCUCACACAAUAUAUUCUGCAGCAUGUUUUUUAUUUUGAUGAAGUCUUUGAUGAGGCGUGCACCAAUCAAGAUGUAUACAUGAAAACUACUCACCCACUCAUUCAGCAUAUUUUCAAUGGAGGCAAUGCCACUUGCUUCGCAUAUGGACAGACAGGUGCCGGAAAGACCUAUACCAUGAUAGGAACUCAUCAGAACCCAGGACUGUAUGCUCUGGCUGCCAAAGAUAUCUUCAGACAACUAGAAGUGUCCCAGCCAAGAAGGCACUGUUUUGUGUGGAUCAGCUUCUAUGAAAUCUACUGUGGACAGCUUUAUGACCUCCUAAAUAGAAGAAAAAGGCUCUUCGCAAGAGAAGAUAGCAAGCAUGUGGUACAGAUAGUGGGACUGCGAGAACUUCAGGUGGAUAGUGUGGAGCUUCUCUUAGAGGUGAUCUUGAAGGGCAGCAAGGAGCGCAGCACUGGGGCCACUGGAGUUAAUGCAGACUCCUCCCGCUCUCAUGCUAUCAUCCAAAUUCAGAUCAAAGAUUCAGCCAAGAGGACAUUUGGCAGGAUCUCUUUUAUUGACUUGGCUGGCAGUGAAAGAGCAGCAGAUGCCAGAGACUCAGAUAGACAGACAAAGAUGGAAGGUGCGGAAAUAAACCAGAGUCUUCUGGCUCUGAAGGAAUGUAUCCGUGCAUUGGAUCAGGAACACACUCACACUCCUUUCAGGCAAAGCAAAUUAACUCAGGUUCUGAAGGACUCUUUCAUUGGCAAUGCCAAAACCUGCAUGAUCGCCAACAUCUCGCCAAGCCAUGUGGCCACCGAACACACUCUGAAUACCUUGCGCUAUGCUGACCGGGUCAAAGAACUAAAGAAAGGCAUUAAAUGUUGCACUUCAGCUAGCAGUCGAAAUCGAACAUCUGGAAACUCUUCUCCAAAACGAAUUCAGAGCUCUCCUGUGGCCCUGCCAGGGGACAAGUGUUCUCCCAAAAAAGUCAAGCUGGGGCUCCAACAGUCACUCACAGUGGCACCUGACUCCACGAGAACGAAGGCCCAUCCUCUGGCCAGUCACCCAGCCAAUAUCCCUUUUGCUUCUGUACCUAAGGCUCCUGGUAAAAGGGGUGGCUCUAGAGGGAGUCCUCCCCAAGAGUGGGUCAUUCAAACUAGCUCUAUCAAAGGAACCAUGCGGCCUGGACAUUUAGCCAAAAAAGGGGCAGAAGAAUCAGCUGCAUCAUGCUCUGAGAAAAAUCCAAUCGGCAACAAAACUGCCCUCGGGUGGGGAAGCAGGGCCCCUGGCCCAGGAGAAGAAGCAGUCCGUGGUAAGCUGCCUUCCCGGUGCAAGAAGGUGCAGACUGUGCAGCCAGUGCAAAAGCAGCUUGUGUCACGAGUUGAACUCUCCUUUGGCAACGUCCAUCACUUAGUAGAGUACAGUCAGGGCAGCAAGGGGGGCACACCUACUAGGCCUGCCUCUGAAGCUUGGACAGACAUCCCUCCACAUCAGAAGGAGAGGGAAGAACAUUUGCGCUUCUAUCACCAGCAGUUCCAGCAGCCACCUCUCCUCCAACAGAAGUUAAAGCACCAACCACUGGAAAGGUUUUUAUGCCAGUCCCGGCCUCCAGAGGGGCAGCUCCAGAAUGACACCCCUCCUCCCUUCCACUCUUGUUGUGAGAGCCAUGAUGGAGCCCAAGCUGAGGACCUUGAUGACAGCGAUUUCAGUGAAGAUUCUUUUUCACAUGUUUCCUGUCAGAGGACCACAAAGCAGGGAAACACCCUGGAGAAUAGCGAAGGCUCGUUCUUCCUUCAUCAGAGGGAGCAAGGUCCUGAGGAACAGGUAGCCGAAAGGCGGCAGAGUCUGUGUUUUAGCCCCAGGACAGAAGGUGACGAGAAGGGUCUAACUGGAAGCUGGAUGUACUCCAGGGACCCCGCAAGCCACAGGAUAGCACUUGAUCACGGCCACAGCCCAAGUCAGGUGCCCUUGGACUGGAGCAGAGAGGAGGACUCCACCUCCUCAGGGCCUCCUCCUGGAGAAAACCUGGCAGAGAAGCCUUACUGCUCACAGGCAGACUUUGUAUAUAACCAGAAAAGGGGGGGCGGCCCAGCCUUUGACCUCAGACAGGAUGCCUUCAAAAAUGAGGUUCCUCGGCAGGCUGAGGGCAGCUCACCAUCCCUGGAGGAAGAUGGUUGCACUUUCUCACUAUCCCACAUCACAGUUCCUGGAUCCCCAGACCAAAGAGACACAGUGAGCACACCUCUGAGAGAAGUCAGUGAAGAUAGCCCAACUGUGGCAACCAGAACAAUGAAAAACAGUAACCCUUUCCAAGGAGAAGACUCUAGAGGGGAACUAGGCACAUGCUCUGAGCAUGCUUCUGAACUGAUGGCUCCCCUCACCAUGUCUCUCCUGGAGAGCCCAGAUGAUGAGGGCUCUCCUCCCUUGGAGCAGUCGGCCCAGGAUGGAGCUGCGCACAGUCUAGUGGCAGCAGACACAGGGGGGCAAGCUGUGGGCCACACAGUGUCAUCUGGUGAUCAAGAGGCAGACCUGCCAAUGUCUUCAGCAACUGAGCACCUGUGGCUCUCAUCAUCUCCCCCCGACAGUAAGCCUGGGGGUGAUCUUCCAGCUCUGUCCCUGUCACCCAUCCAUCAGCACCCACCUGACAAGCUGCCCAACAGGGAGGCUGACCUGGGGGAGCCCUGUCAAAGCAGAGAGACUGCACUCUUCUCCCAGGGGCACUAUGAUGGCGAUGCUGAGACAGAGCUGGGCUGCUCCCAGGGUUUCCCAGAAAAACCCUGCCUCACCAUACAUACUGAGGGACCCCACUCUGGGCCUACAUUCACCCCCCAAACAGGAAGUAGUGAUGUGGCUGACCAGCCCUGGGCCCAGGAGAGAAAGCACCUGGCAGGGCUUGGCUGGCAGGAGCUGGAUUUGUCCACAGAUCCCAUCAAGCUGUCUUGCUACAAUGAGGACAUCACGUGGCUCAAACGCAGGCCAAUCCCAAGGUACUUAGCAAGGCUAGGUUCUCCCAAGACUGCCAGGACACUCCGUCAGCCCAUCCUGGGGCACGCACAGCAGGUACUCAUCCGAGCACACCAGGAACAGCUGGAUGAAAUGGCCAAGCUGGGCUUCAAGGAGGAGACCCUGAUGAGCCAGCUGGCUCCUAAUGAUUUUGAAGAUUUUGUGACCCAGUUAGAUGAAAUCAUGGCUCUGAAGUCCAAGUGCAUCCAGAGUCUGAGGAGCCAGCUGCAGCUAUACCUGGCCUGCCACAGGCCAGCUGCGGCCCCUGAGAGGACAGCGGUGUCUUAGAACAAGAUCCAGUAUGUGGUGGCUGGGCUCUCAAGAGCUGGAGGGCCUCUGCCAGGUCCCCCUACAGAUAUCAGAACCCACUCCCUGGUCCUGCCCAUGCUAGCCUCUCCCUAGCCACAUGUGGCCUUGGCUGGGCCCCAGCCCCUCUCUCAGGGCCAAGCAUCCUUCCCUCAAUUCUAAGCACAGGAGCAUCUGUAAGGAAGGACAGAUCAGCCUGAAAAACUUAAUAGGCCCCUCCCUUUUCUUUGGGACUGGAGGAGGAUUUGCCUUUACUGACCCCUUGUCUGUGGAAACACAGUUAGGUCUAAUAACCCUGUAGAUGUUUCUAAAUUUGGGGAUCAGUGGAUGGGGGGAUGGUCAGUGGUAACCUAGAGGUUGUGUUGAGGUCACAAGCUAGGGAAGAUAACAUGCUGAGCCCAGAGGUUUUAUCUGCUGGAUUCUGUGCCUUUCUCCAGGACUUGGUCAAAAAUGAAAACAUUGGUGCUAGUGGGGCGGG
Messenger RNA from Globicephala melas (long-finned pilot whale), 5842 nucleotides. Lineage: Eukaryota; Metazoa; Chordata; Mammalia; Artiodactyla; Delphinidae. The record is from RefSeq and is a predicted model, not a curated record.